GCAACGAUUGGAGUCGCUUAGUGGGCUCUGCGCUGUGGAAGAGAAUGUAUUACUGGCUCUAGACAUGACCAAUAUUGUGACUUAGUUCUGUUGUACUCAUUUCACUUUUCAAAUUAAUGGUACAUACUCCGGUUUCGAGUGAGCGACGGGUGGUUUAACGUCGACAAACAACAAUUAAAAUGCGUCAGAGUGCGGUGAUUUUCGUUGCAUGUCUUGCAAUAUGUUAUGCCAAAGUGUCGCCCAAAGUAAAAUGUACCCCCGAUCAAAUGCGGAUAGAAGUCCCAAUCUCUAGCACCACUAAGGGAGUGUAUAUCGAAGGACUAAGGGACUAUCCUGAUGUAGCUUGUAGGCCCAUAGCAACAGGGACCCUAGCAGUACUUGAACUUGACCUUCAGGACGUCUACAGAUGCGCUGUCACUAGGGCUGUGAAUAAAAAAACGGGGAAGCAAAUAUACUAUCAAACACUAAUCAUUGAGAAUGUCGAAGAAAGCGGGCACACGAUAAAGGAGACGCUGCAUGUGAAAUGUUCCAUUUUCUCAAUCAAAAACCACACCGUGUCCAAAAGAAACGUUCUUCCAGCCGGAUUUCAAGAACCAGAGGAAAUUGAAAUUCUGACCACCAACGAUACUAUAGGAAGAGCUCCGGAACCGAUUCUGGGGGUUGGGGUGAGACAAGCUGGGAAACUAGUUACAGGGGAACUCAAUGUCUCUCCUGGUACUCCACUUCAAAUGGAAAUAUUCUUAGAUAAGGUCUCGUCUCCUAUUUAUGGACUUCUUGUGACGCACAUGCAAGUGACGGAUACCAAAGCUCAAGAGGAAACUAUAAUAUACAAUGGAUGUUCUGUAGACCCAUAUCUUUUCGAGAACUUCAACACCGUUGAUGGAGACUUUUUAUCAGCCAAAUUUCGAGCUUUCAAAUUUCCUGAAUCUACAUACGUUCAAUUCAAAGGAACAGUCAACGUUUGCCUUGACAAAUGCAAGGGGGUGGAAUGCAGUGACGGACAAAUUGGAUAUGGAAGAAAAAGGAGGGCCAUUUCAGAACUUCCUGCAGAUCCGAACAAGAUUUUCGAAAUCACAAUAACCUCGUUCAUCAAGGUCGGCUCAGAAAACUCUGAAGCAGUGAACGAAGAAAAAACUUAUAAUAACAAAAAAUUCAUCGUGGGAAAUCAAAUGACAGAAACAGAUAUCGUCAAAGGUGAGAUAUCUAUAUACCCAUAUAAAAUUUUCGUGUCAAAACUACAGUCACCGUUUUUUAUGAAAUUUCGUAUGUACAUUCGGUAG
This is a messenger RNA of Leptinotarsa decemlineata (Colorado potato beetle), 1280 nucleotides long. RefSeq names its product Zona pelucida superfamily protein qsm (gene qsm). NCBI's taxonomy places the organism in Eukaryota, Metazoa, Arthropoda, Insecta, Coleoptera, Chrysomelidae. Gene Ontology annotation, biological process: anatomical structure morphogenesis. The record is from RefSeq and is a predicted model, not a curated record.